Exophiala aquamarina CBS 119918 is the source of this 1026-nucleotide messenger RNA. RefSeq lists its product as uncharacterized. NCBI's taxonomy places the organism in Eukaryota, Fungi, Ascomycota, Eurotiomycetes, Chaetothyriales, Herpotrichiellaceae. The record is from RefSeq and is a predicted model, not a curated record. The transcript is spliced from 2 exons. The coding region runs from base 1 to 1026 and encodes 341 amino acids.
AUGGCGCAAAGCCUUCAGACAGCACCUCGGGCCCGCGAAGCAUACGGUGCGCCCCGGCAUCCGUCUGAUCCUCUUGUCUUGCAACCGUCCCCACGCCAGAUCCGGUUCCUGCACCCUGGCUACCCUGACGAGCACUCCCUCCUGCUAGUCCUUCCUGCACUCGACAGUCCGAACGGCAUUCAUCACCAGACAGCCUUGGAUGCGUGCGCCAUUGUGGCGGAUAGUCGAUGGGAUGGCUUCUUCACCCUCGAUCGACAGGGCGCCGAACGCGUUUCCACCGAUGACAUGGGUGUCUCCUUAGCCGGAGACGCCACUCGACGCUGCCUCCUUUCGAAUGCGGUCAGUCUCCCGGAGACUGCUCAUAUUGUCCCUCAGAAUCCGGCCGAUGAAGAGUGGUUCAACGAAAACGGGAUGGCCAUAUAUGGGCCACUCCACAGCAGCACAAACACCAUGAGAUUCAAGGUAGACGUGCAUCAGUACUUUGAUCGCAAGCCCAAGUUCGUCAUCGUUCCGAAAUACGACAAAAUGGUGGUGCACAUAUUCAAUUGUCAGUCGAUCGAGGCGCGCGAAGCCAUCGAGCUUUUCCACAAUGUUCCGGUUGCCAUCACUGAGCAGAGCUCACGAUUCCUGUUGGCACGUCUCGCCUGGACCAUCUUUCCGCUGCUUGAGACGUUCUUGAGGAAAGGUGUGAAACGACGCUUAUUGCGCAAGACAGACGACGGCUUCGUAGUAAGAGAAGAGAAUGCACACAGUUGCACCCAAGCCUGGUUAUCCGCCAGACCGCGCAGUGCAAGCCCCUCGAAGCGACCUCGAAAUAGCAAUACUGAGGCGCAGGAUGCCCCUGGCUCGGACUUCGAGGGCUUAGGUGACUGGGAAGAGCGGAUAAGGGGACGCAAGAGACGGCGCCGGUCUUCGGAAUAUGGUACACUGGACUCUCAAUCCACCGACAGCAAUGACUACGUCAGUUCUGGCAGCGAGGUGUCUGAAUCUCGCGACGCAAAGCUGCUUCAGUGCCUUAGAACCUAA